This is a messenger RNA of Aspergillus nidulans FGSC A4, 1194 nucleotides long. RefSeq lists its product as uncharacterized. The transcript has 6 exons. The record is from RefSeq and is a predicted model, not a curated record. Lineage: Eukaryota; Fungi; Ascomycota; Eurotiomycetes; Eurotiales; Aspergillaceae. The coding region runs from base 1 to 1194 and encodes 397 amino acids.
AUGACUACGCGCACUACAACCACUACGGCACCCAAAUCCCGCAGUCUCCCUAAUAACUUCAUCUGUAUCUUUAUCAGACGACUUGCAAACAGCUUCGCCUUGAGAAUGCAAGCGAAAGAUGACGAUAAGCGCAGGAAACUCGGCUAUGGUCGUAUAGAGGACGGACCAGACGACAACAGAGUUCCGGGCUACUACAAUCUCACAUCACUUGGGGAAAAGCAGACGAGUAAGAAGUGGACUUUUACGAAGAAAGAUAAACGCGGCUCUUUUCUAUUGACGAAGAAUAUCGACAGCAAAUGGCGAGAUCUCGAGCGAAACAUGACAUUCAGGGUCCCGCGAAAUAUGCUCAUUCCCGUACGAACGAGUGUCCUGUUUGAGAACGCAAUGAACGAAUCCCGAUCGAACGGGGUCCGUGGAAGUAGCCUGAUCAGUCUCACCAACAAGCGAAUCUUCAGCAUGCCGUUCAAUAAUAACGGGAAGGUCUUGCAGGUGACUGGAAAGGUAGACCAUGUAAUCUUCACAGGUGAUCCUAGGAAUCUCGAAGUGGCUUUAGUUGUUCUGAAGGCUAGAAAGAGGGGAAAGGCUAGGGUUUGGACGUUACUUAAGGUGAUGGCUGAAGAGCUAGCAAUGAUUCAUCACGCCCGCAAGAAAGAGAACAUGGACGGAGAAAUCUACGGCAUUGCGACUGACAGCACUGAGUGGGCGUUUGCCCAUAUCGACAAUAAGAGUCGGUACUCUACAUGGUUCCUACAAUGGCGAAAUCAUGGCUUUGAAAUCGUCUCCCAUGUCAUGAGGAUCCUGGCUCAUGCCGGUGCUCGGGCUGCUACAAGCGCCACAAUUAGGGCUUCCACUGCCGCGAGUAGUAAAGCUAGCAUGAAAACGCGCAAUACAGGACCCGCGGGCUGCCGGGUCUAUUGUGAGGAGGAAGUGGGUAUCUUUAUUUGUCAUUAUUCAUGGCAGGGAUUGAUCAAUGCUGAUGGAGGAAGGCUCAAGCAGUCUGCAGCGUUUGAAACUCCAGGUGUGUCUGAGCAAGAGUCAAUCAUGAAGGCCAGGCUGACAGACAUCCCUCUGAUUAAUCCCGAAUCAUUUUGGGACGAUAUGUCGUUUUUAUCUUCAUUUGAUGGCGCUACUAUCCACUUCUCUAUGGCACCCCUUCCCCCUGGCCCUGCCUCCAGCGUGGUUGUAGAAGGCUAA